Molecule: messenger RNA, 3717 nt
Organism: Branchiostoma floridae (Florida lancelet)
Lineage: Eukaryota; Metazoa; Chordata; Leptocardii; Amphioxiformes; Branchiostomatidae
Product: patched domain-containing protein 3-like
Exons: 4
Coding region: 429-3254 (941 amino acids)
Cellular component (GO): membrane
Source: RefSeq, a predicted model, not a curated record
UUUGCACAUCUAUCUGCAAGCUUUCUUUGAAACUAUCCAGAGAAGAUGCCCAUGCUGUGCUUGGUGAUGUGUUUUACGGGAUUUAACGUCAAAUCUAAAGUACGUUAAAAGAACCCACCACACUUAUGGAAAAGAGUAGGGAUUCUUCCUGUGUGAGUGGAUCAAAACUUACAGUCUGAUAUUACGCAGCUGCAGCUUGUACCUACUGUACAAAGGAAAAGUGUUACGCCUUGAGGUGGUUUGAACUAAUAUAUAAUGAAUGACAAGUAAUUUCCAUGGCUAGAAAUUAUGACAUUCUCUUAUAAUUUCUGUUCUAAAUGAAAAUCUUGAAAUUCUUUUACUUUCAGAACCCGACCGUUGGCGAUAAUUUCAAAGGAAAGUCUAGUGAAUUUCAACAUUCAGUGUGAAUCUUUAGUACAUAUAACAACAUGAUCGCGAAAUACAUCGAUGUAGUGUUCGGACGUGUGUUUUACAACUUGGGUAAGACAGUCGCCAGAUGGCCGGCUCCUUUCGUUCUCUUACCGCUGGUCGCUUCGGGACUUCUCGGCUACUUCGGUCUGAGCCAAAUCGUCAUAGACGACGCCUACAUCUUCGUUCCCGACGACGGCCGAGCGUUACCGGACGGGGAGGCGUUAACAGCGGCCGGCUUCUCUCCGUCAGGUGACGCCGUGACGGAGCUAAUCGUCCAGGCUAGAGACGGCGGCGACGUACUCUUUAGAGACGACGUCGUCGAAGAGGUGCUACGACUGCAUCACGAUCUGACAACUGCAAACACAACGUCGGGAGAAACCUUCGCCUCUCUCUGUUUCCGCGACCCCUCUACUACUAAAUGCGUUCUGAGUGGAAUUCUACACUUAAUGGUAUCAUUCGGUUCAGGAUCCAAGCUUAGAUCUUCUACGAACCUGAUCUACCCUUACCACAACCCCGACAGAGCAAACUUCAACAUCGGCACGUACUUUGGAAGCGAACUUGGCGGGGUAGAACUUAGCACAGACAAUAGGACAAUCCUAUCCAGUAAGGCGCUUCACCUUGUUUACAACGUGCAAACAAAUCUUGGCCAAUGGAUUGACACAUUUCGUCAAGUGUGUUCAAGAUUCGAGUCCGAGAAAAUCACCGUCAACUACCUCACUGUCAGUUCGGUUGACGAUGAUGUAGCCAGUUUGCCGCCUAGAGUAGCUGUGUACAUUGGAGCGGCCAUAGGGUUGCUGAUUGUUUUCUCUGUGUUUUCGUGUAUGAUGCUGGACUGGGUUCUCACCAAGCCGUGGUUGGCGGUGAUAGGCGUGUUGUCGGCCGUUCUCGCCAUCGUCUCGUCUAUCGGAGUGGUGCUCCUGGCUGGAGAAUCCUUCUCUUCACUCACAACAGCGAUACCGUUCCUGCUACUAGGUAUCGGUGUGGACGACAUGUUCGUCAUGAUCGCCGCCUGGCGGAAGUGUGACGUAACACUUCCGGUGCAGGAGCGCAUGGGACGUGCCAUGUCAGACGCGGGGGUGUCCAUAACCAUCACGUCUAUCACCGACUGCCUGGCGUUCGUCGCCGGCGUCAUGAACGUGUUUCCCUCCGUGCGGCUCUUCUGUAUCUACGCUUCCGUGGGGGUCGCCUUUGAUUUCUUGUAUCAGAUCACCUUCUUCGCUGCCUUCAUGUCCCUGACCGGGCGCCGAGAGCGGGCCAACCGCCACUGCUUCACCUGCUUACCCGUCCUCCCCAAAUCACAGGCACAGGACAAGAGCGCCGCCUACCGACUCUGUUGCGCAGCGGGCGUGUCCAAACAAGAAGGCGUAUUCGACAACCCCUCCUCUGAAGAGUUCAACAAAGAUCCUUUGCUAAACCGGUUAUUGUACAAUUACCUCGUUCCUUUUAUCCUGAAACCUUGGUCAAAAUUGGUCAUAUUUCUCUUAUACGCUGCAUAUCUUGGGGUAGCGAUUUGGGGGUGCCUUCAAAUCCGUAUAGGCCUUCAAUACCAAAAUGUGGUAGCGGACGAUUCACACGUACGGGGCUAUUACGACGCAGAAGAAACGCAUUUUCAAAAAUACGGCCGCAAAGUAGACAUCUUUGUAACCGAGCCACAGGAAUAUUGGACAAUAGACGUGCAACAGGCUCUUUUGGACAAACUAAAAGCUUUCGACCAGAGCCAGUAUUUCUAUGACACCUCAGAGACCUCAGAAGUCUGGUUACGAGAUUAUCUUCGCUUUCUGAAUCAGACUGGCAACUCUCAUGCAGCCACCAACAAAACGUCGUUUUUGCAAAUUCUGAUUUCUCAGUUUUUGCCAACGGUCGGGCGGGAGUAUUACGGGUCUUUGAAUUUUGCAGACAAUAAUACUGGUAUAACAGCGUCCAGAUUUUUUGUUAUACCGAAAGACGUAACCACAAGUGAAAGAGGGAAACUUAUGAUGAUAGAGGCUCGUAGCAUCGCAGAACGCGAACCUCUGAGAAUGAGAGCGUACAGUUUUGACUUCUUUCUAUCAGAUCAAGUCGUGACGAUCCUCCCAAGCACGCUGCAAACUGUGGGCAUUGCCGUAGCGAUCAUGUUCGUGGUGUGCUUCCUUCUGAUUCCGCAUUGUGGUGCUACUUUCCUCAUCACCUUUGCUCUUGUAUCCAUCAACGUGGGUCUUGUGGGAUACAUGACGUUGUGGGGGAUAAAUUUAGACCUUGUCUCUGUUCUCUCUAUUCUCAUGUGUAUCGGAUUCUCUGUGGAUUUCUUUGCCCACAUAACCUACGCCUAUGUCACUUCUAAAGAAGCAAAGCCUGUGGAAAAAAUCAGAGAAGCCAUGCGUGCUGUUGGCAUGCCUAUCGUACAGUCUUCCCUCUCCACUAUCCUUGCUAUGUUAGUCCUUGGCUUCUUUCCGGCCUACAUUUUUCGGGCGUUUUUCAAGACCAUCUUUCUGGUCAUGGUCUUCGGUGCGGCUCACGGACUGGUCAUCCUGCCCAUUCUACUGACCAUCCUACCUACGUGUGGUCAAGGGAAAGUUCAAGACGUUAGUGAAACGGCCAAGGAAAGUAGUAAGAACACCGCAAUAUCUAACAGAGGCUUUCCCCACCCUUCCUAUUACACUAGGCCUCACUCGGCGAGUUCUUAUAUGCAGGAGAAGACGCCAGGGAUAAAUGGUAUGAAACCAUCGACUUCUUUGCCCAAUUUACGCCCUAAAGUCGGACAAGACAACCCGUAUCUUACUCCAGAAAUGCGCAAAUGGAUCAGAUGGGUGGGCAGGCAAAAAUCUGGCGUGGAUAACCCAGCUAUGGAAUCAGGCAACCCAUAGACGUAACAGUGAACAACUUUUAAAUUUUUCUAAUGCUAGCUUAUGAUACGGUUCCAUUUGAAAAAAAGGCCCCCAACGGGCAGUUUUCUUGGGUUGUUUUUCUGCACUUUCCGGUGUGAACCCUACGUGGCCCCUAUUUUGGGGCACGGACUGGUCCCAGGAUUUUUUUAAUCUCGCGGGCUAAAAUUGACUCGGGAGCCGACAAUAAAUAGACGCCGUGUCCUAUGUUUGAAACACCAAGAGGAACCCCCGUGAUAUCCGGCAGUCCAUCGGGACAAAUGUCUGCAAGGCCUCAGAGCCCGGCCGGGCUACGCCCCGUACGGGCACCGGUGCAUAAUCAUAUAUAAGACGUAAGAUAUCGCUGUCUUGGUGUGACUGAAAAUGCCGUCCUGUUUUUCUGUACUAUAUGUAAUGACUAUUUUGAGAAUAAAUUACCCAUAUCAUGCUAGAUUUCGUAAUAAAC